Molecule: messenger RNA, 2285 nt
Organism: Elgaria multicarinata webbii
Lineage: Eukaryota; Metazoa; Chordata; Lepidosauria; Squamata; Anguidae
Gene: GRHL3
Product: grainyhead like transcription factor 3
Exons: 16
Coding region: 90-1889 (599 amino acids)
Biological process (GO): regulation of transcription by RNA polymerase II
Cellular component (GO): nucleus
Molecular function (GO): RNA polymerase II cis-regulatory region sequence-specific DNA binding; DNA-binding transcription activator activity, RNA polymerase II-specific
Source: RefSeq, a predicted model, not a curated record
UCUCUGUUUAGAAGGGACUAGGAGCCGGUUAGAAGAGAAAGUCGGACGGUCUGAUUGCUGGCAAAGGGGUUGGAAAACUUUGGCGGAACAUGUCUAAUGAGAUUGAUUUCAGGUCCGUGUGCCUCCUGAAGAAUGAUGGGAUGGGCUUCCAGAAAUGCCCCUAUGUGAACGAAGAUGAAGCUUGGAAGACCUACCUGGAGAACCCCCUGACAGCAGCCACCAAGGCUAUGAUGAGGGUUAACGGAGAUGACGACAGUGUGGCUGCCCUGAGUCUCCUCUAUGACUAUUACAUGGAAAAGAGGGUCCUUCCACCUGGAACAACAGGACGCAGUGAACUCAGCAAAAGGCACUGCCACGGAAUGGACUAUGAGCCAGACAUUUCCUCCUUUGAAAGCUCUGCUCAUCUCAUGAAGCUCCUGGCCGAAAACGUUUCCAUGAACCAAGAGUAUUCCGACCUGCCCAAGAAGAAUGGCUUAAGUUUGGAGGGCAUCCCUUCGCCUCACAAGCCACCCGCCCUGCCUCCCGGCACCAGCAAACUGGAGACCAAUCCUGAGAACUAUAUGAUAACGCCGGGGGACAUGUAUGACAACGGCUCGCUCAAUUCCCUCUUUGAUUCGAUCCAUGUGGCUCCACCACAGCAGAGGUGGCAGCCGGACAGCACAUUCAAGGAAGACCCUCAAGAGUCACUGAUCUUCACUGAUAUCCUGAAGUCCCAGACGGAAGCACCGUGUUCGGAGGGCUAUUCUGUCAAUGACGCCAAGAGUGACUUUGAAUACACGUUGGGAUCCCCUAAAGCUAUUCACAUCAAAUCAGGAGAUUCACCCAUGGCCUACCUCAACAAAGGACAGUUCUACCCAGUCACGCUGAGGACCGUCGGAGACGCCAAAUGUUUACACUUGACCUCAAAUAAAGUGAAGAGUGUUGUGAUGGUAGUUUUUGACAAUGAAAAGAUUCCAAUGGAGCAGCUGAAGUUCUGGAAGCACUGGCACUCCCGCCAACCCACAGCCAAGCAGAGGGUCAUCGAUGUUGCUGACUGUAAAGAAAAUUUCAACACCGUGCAGCAUAUCGAGGAGGUGGCUUACAACGCCUUGUCUUUUGUCUGGAACAUUGCUGAGGAAGCAAAGGUGUUUAUUGGAGUGAACUGCUUGAGCACAGACUUCUCCUCCCAGAAGGGUGUGAAGGGCGUCCCUUUGAAUCUCCAAAUAGAUACUUACGACUUCAGCACUGGGACAAACCGGCUUGUCCACCGAGCUGUCUGUCAGAUCAAAAUAUUCUGCGAUAAGGGAGCAGAGAGGAAGAUGCGAGAUGAUGAACGCAAGCAGUUCAGGAGGAAGGGGAAAUGCCUGGACGCCAAUAAUAACGGUCUGAAAAGCUGUUUGGUUUCAGGCUUCAGAGGCAACGAAAUCACAUACCUCAAGCCAGAGGCUGACUUGGAAACGCAGCCUGUCCUGUUUAUUCCAAACGUCCAUUUCUCAAACCUCCAGAGAUGUGGAACGGUGUUACCCACUGCUGGUGUUCCACAUGACCCUAGCAGGUUGCCUUUAAAGCGGAGCUGCCCUUCUUUCCCUGAUGGAUUUGAUUCCUUAGCAUCAAAACAAGCCAAAGGAGAGGACCCCCAAAGAGUCUUGCUCUACGUGCGGAGGGAAUCGGAGGAGGUUUUCGACGCGCUCAUGCUGAAGACGCCAGACCUCAAAGGCCUGAGGAAUGCGAUUUCAGAAAAAUACGGUCUGCCUGAAGAAAGCAUCUAUAAAGUCUAUAAAAAAUGCAAACGAGGGAUCCUGGUGAACAUGGACAACAACAUCAUUCAGCACUAUAGCAACCACAUGGCUUUUUUGCUUGACGUGGCAGAAGCCGAGGACAAGUUCCAGGUGACCCUCAAGGAGCUCUGAAGACUCGAAAAGGCUGCACUUCUGCUGGGAGGUCUCUUGUGAAGCUGAGGAGUUCAACCCCACUCCAAGCCAGAACCCAUCGGCUUGGAGCAUUUGACUCGGAUGCAAACCUCUUUCGGAGGGGAAAGAGCAAGAGAGAGACGAUAGCAUAGCUCCACUUGUGAAGAGUGCACGGAAGGCCCGUUCUCAGCGUGGAUGUGGAACUUCUGUCCGUUGAGUUGUCGUUGUUGUUAUUAUUAUAUUAUUAAUAAUAUUUUAUACUUUUAUUAUUAUUAUUAUUAUUAUUAUCCUCUGCCAGGCAAGGAAUUAUUUUUCACGGUUUCACACUCAGGAAAGCAUUGAGUUCUGUCAGGCGGGACCCCAUGUAGGGGAACGUCCCAGAAACGGUUGUAGGUU